UGGCACAGAAGAUUGUUGCAACCAGAAAAAAACAGCAACUUUCAAUAGGUCCUUGCAAAUCAUUACCAAACUCUCCAAGCCACUCAUCAGUAUGUUCAACCCAGGUCUCUGCAGUACAUAUUAGCCAGACCAGUAAUGGAGGAGGGAGUUUAAGUGAUUAUUCUUCCUCUGUCCCAUCUACUCCAAGCACCAGUCAGAAGGAACUACGAAUUGAUGUUCCACCUACUACUAAUACUCCAACACCUGUUCGUAAACAGUCCAAGCGCCGGUCCAACCUUUUCACAUCUCGGAAAGGGAGUGACCCAGACAAAGAGAAGAAAGGAUUGGAGAGCAGAGCAGAUAGUAUUGGAAGCGGUCGUGCAAUCCCAAUUAAACAGGGAAUGCUGUUAAAGCGAAGUGGUAAAUCAUUAAAUAAAGAGUGGAAGAAGAAAUAUGUUACUCUUGGGGAUGAUGGUGUACUGACCUAUCAUCCAAGCUUACAUGUAAGUAUGCAUGCAUUGAUGUUUAUCUAA
Messenger RNA from Python bivittatus (Burmese python), 512 nucleotides. The record is from RefSeq and is a predicted model, not a curated record. Lineage: Eukaryota; Metazoa; Chordata; Lepidosauria; Squamata; Pythonidae.